CGUGGCGAAUUGAUGACGUGCACGAUGAGCGCGUGUUAGAACGCGGUAUUGGGUUAGGGCAUGACGGAAGCAGAAACAACUCCUUCAUUCGUUCGUUCUUAUCCAUCCAGUUACUACAACAAAAAAAAGAAAAAAAAAUCUUCUCUCUUUGUUUUCAUCAAUAAAUUUAUCAUCAUCAGUCAUGUCCCUUCACCGCCGAUCUUCAAUCAGUUGAUUUCUUCCUUCCUACCUUUUCAUCUUCUUAUUCAAUCGAUCGAGAUAAAAAAAAAUAUGGAGCCCAUGGAUAUUGUUGCAAAGUCAAAGGAAGAUGCUUCGCUUCCAAAAGCAACGAUGACUAAAAUUAUUAAAGAGAUGUUGCCCCCUGAUGUUCGUGUUGCAAGAGAUACCCAGGAUUUGUUGAUUGAAUGUUGUGUAGAGUUCAUAAACCUCGUCUCAUCAGAGUCAAAUGAAGUAUGUAACAGAGAAGAAAGAAGGACGAUUGCACCUGAGCAUGUAUUGAAGGCUUUAGGGGUUCUUGGAUUUGGCGAUUACAUUGAGGAAGUUUAUGCAGCAUAUGAACAGCACAAGACGGAGACAUUGCAGGACAAUGGAAAAGGUGCCAAGUGGAGUGGUGCAGCUGAGAUGACAGAAGAACAAGCAUUAGCGGAGCAGCAAAGGAUGUUUGCAGAGGCACGUGCUAGAAUGAAUGGAGGGACCAUUUCUUCCAAUCAACCCGAUGCUGACCAAAGUUUAGAAAACUAACUUUAGGGUCUUUAUUUUCUUGAAUCAUAGGCAAGCAUCUCUGACUCUUACCUAUGGGUAAUUUAGCUCGAUUUUGCACAAAACUUGUUCACUACUUUGCUGGCCUAUGUGGAUGUGCUCCCUCAUUUGUGUUCUGUUAGUGAUCCAUAUUUGUAAGUUAAUGUAAUUAAUUAAUGGAGUUCAUUCAAUCCCUUGUCUAUUUAGAAUUGUAUGUAAAUUAUUUCAUUUAGUUGUAUCUGGGACUUCUUAACAGUAUCUUCUACACUGAUAGCUCCUAGCUUAAUUUUGUAAUAGUGAAUGUAUGAAAUUGUGACAGUCUGUUAUGAUCUA
Molecule: messenger RNA, 1071 nt
Organism: Trifolium pratense (red clover)
Lineage: Eukaryota; Viridiplantae; Streptophyta; Magnoliopsida; Fabales; Fabaceae
Product: protein Dr1 homolog
Exons: 6
Coding region: 61-741 (226 amino acids)
Molecular function (GO): protein heterodimerization activity
Source: RefSeq, a predicted model, not a curated record